This is a messenger RNA of Anoplopoma fimbria (sablefish), 3231 nucleotides long. Its product is annotated as kazrin-like. The record is from RefSeq and is a predicted model, not a curated record. The coding region runs from base 479 to 1765 and encodes 428 amino acids. The transcript has 8 exons. Lineage: Eukaryota; Metazoa; Chordata; Actinopteri; Perciformes; Anoplopomatidae.
UGAGAGCAGCUGCUCACAGCACAUUCUCCUCUGCGGGAGCACUCACUUUCCCCUCCGCCCGCUGAGCUAAAUCUCUUUUUCUCCUCUGUUCUUUUUACUCUCUCUGCUCUCUUUACGUUCUCUCUUCCUCUCUUUCUCCCACGCUCACUGUCUUUCUCCUUUGCCCUGCACACACACUCACACACACACAGACAUGCUUUCUCUGACUGUGUGGUGCUUGGCCACACAGACGUUAUUCUUUGUGCAGUAACAGGUAGACAUCAUAUCUGUGCUGCUCCGCGGAGGACAGAAGAGGGACCAUCGUUUUGGCUUUUUUUCUUUAUAUGUGGAAGUAAACUGUAGGAGAGGAAGCACAGGUGGAGGAGGAGGAGGAAGAGGAGAGGGGGAUAAGAGGAGGAGGAAGCUUCAGCCCCUCUAAUGCUCCACUUGACAUCAUGCUGCUCUGUGUGGAUUUGGUCCUCAGGGGAAAAUUCUUAAAAUGAUGGAAGACAACAAACAGCUGGCACAGAGGAUUGAUGGGGCCAUCCAGUCCGCCAGUCAGGAAGUGACCAACCUCCGCUCCGAGCUCUCCUCCACCAGCCGCAGACUGGCCGAGCUGGGUGCCAGCAGCCCCCCUGCUCUGGAGAACCACCACCAGUACAACCACCACGAUGACAGCCUCCACUACCGGGAUCCAUCUGUGCAUCACAGACAGAAGACAGUUGUGACGGACAUGUGCUACCCGACAGAGAUAUCCAGCCUGAUGGACUUUGGCACUCAAGACUGCUCGCUAGGCAAAGUGUUGUUGCGUGAGGAGGUGGUCCAGCUUCAAGAGGAGGUCCACCUGCUGAGGCAAAUGAAGGACAUGUUGAGUAAGGACCUGGAGGAGACCCAGGGAGGCUGCUCUGCCAAUCUGCUCUCAGCCACAGAGCUCCGAGUGCAGCUGGGUGACAAGGAGCAGGAGCUGGACCGUGCCAAGGAGGCCUUACAAGCUAUGAAAGCUGACCGUAAGCGUCUAAAAGUGGAGAAGGCAGACUUGGGGAAUCAAAUGCAGCAACUGUACACAACACUGGAGAGCAGAGAAGACCAGCUGCGAGAAUUCAUACGCAACUACGACCAACACCGAAAGGAGAGUGAGGAUGCAGUGAAAGCCCUGGCAAAGGAGAAGGACAUGCUGGAGAGAGAGAAGUGGGACCUGAGGAGGCAGACCAAAGAAGCCACAGAGCAGGCCAACAUCCUGCGUUCUCAGAUGGACAUGAAGGAGAACAGGGUCAAAGAACUGGAGGCCGAGCUCACCAUGGCGAAGCAGUCUCUGGCCACUUUGACAAAAGACGUACCGAAGCGCCACUCACUGGCCAUGCCUACAGAGCCCGUGAUGAACGGCAGUCAGGAGUGGGUGAUGCAGGCCGACCUGCCGCUCACUGCCGCCAUCCGUCAGAGCCAGCAGACCCUCUACCAUGGACACACCACUGACAGACAGGCUGUGGUCAGGAUCAGCCCCUGCCACUCUCGCCAGCCCUCUGUCAUCUCUGACGCCUCUGCGGCCGACGGAGACCGCUCGUCCACGCCGAGCGACAUCAACUCACCUCGUCACCGGACCCACUCCCUCUGCAAUUCCAUGGAGGACCUGGAGGACCAGAAGCGUAAGAAGAAGAAGGAGAAGAUGACUCUGGGAUCCCUGUCGCGGGUGUUCGCUCGAGGCAAGCAGCGCAAGUCACUGGACCCCGGCCUGUUUGAUGGUACAGCCACCCCUGAUUAUUACAUAGAGGAGGAUGCCGACUGGUGAUGCUGAGUGUGUGAGCCUGUGUGUGAGUGGUAAACCUGUGUGGAUAUUCACCUGGCUUUAAACGUGUGUAAAGAGUGUUUCGUGUGUGGGUUUGUCUGGAGGGGGGGUCAGUUUUAAAAGAAAAGCCUAAAAGAGACUGCUAUCCCCAUAAAUGUACAGUAUAUUACCAUUAAAUUGUAUGUUUGUAAAUUAGAUAUAUAUUUAUAGAUGUACAUGUAUGCAUAUGUAUAUAUGUUUACAUGCAUAUAAAUAUAUACAUUGGGUUAUUAUUAUGUGUAGACAUGUUUAUGCUGUAUUAUCUUCCCAAUGUCUUAAUGUUUUAUGUUUUUUUUAUAACUGGAGACUUGAAGGACCGCUGUUCAUAUGUAAAUAGGAGCUAUUGUGAAACUAGUGUUUUUACUGUAAAUGUCAUUUGACUUUUGUUACUUUACUGUUGCUUUUAUCAUGCUUUGCAACAUUGAUUUAAGGUUUCUUCCUAUUCCCAAUCUUACUUGGCCUGUUUCUUAUUAUGAAAGAGAAGAUAUUACCUGAUUGGCUUUAAAAGAAAUGUAUCUUUUGGAGUUUAAUUGGCCAAAAUUCUGUUGUUUCAAAUUGCCUGUUGGAAUGGAAAGUAGUACUUUGUUUCAGAGGUAUUGAUGCUACAAGAUUGCCAUACUUUUCAUUUUGUAAAAUCUGGCUCAUAUAUUAACAUAUCACAAUGUGGGCAGCAGGGAGGUUUUUUGACGAAGCUUUCUCAUCCGUUUAUGCUCAAUAUCAUAUUAUCAGUUACAAUAAUUAACGACUGGCAAACAAGAGUUUUUAAGUCAAUCUUUCUGAAAAUGUAAUUGCACGGACCUGAAAACAAAAACAAAAGUGAUGCAUAGUCACACACCUCUCAUCUGCUGUUGAAACCAUGCGCGAGUGCCAAAGGUGAAACACUCAUCUCCAGAAAGUCUGCGUAUCAUUCUGUCACUGUUAGCACUAGCCUCGUAACAUUGUUUAUGUCUGACUCAUUUCUUAUUGAGAGCUAUCUAACGUGCCAAUAUGAGACGAAGGAAUGCGCAUUAAACACCUGCAUGAUCCCUCUGUGCUUCAAUUAGAUGUCCAUUCAUUGCCAAUCAAGUUUAUAUUCUCCAUACUCCUGUGUUGCUCCUGUGUUACCUUUUCCCUUUGCAAAGUUAUCUUCCUUGCAUUAUGAAUGCACGGCCCCUUUUAUUGUUUUUUUUGCUGUUUUUGUUUUGCUUUAUGUAGAAUCCCUCCUCAUUUCUUGCAAAUGUGGCUCUAAUAGUUAUAUGUUAAAUGCUUUGUAAUUUAGGAGAUGUUGCAUAAAAGAUUAAAUCUAUUGAAGUAUUUUAUUUAAAAAGAAAAAAUACAAAGAAGAAUUAACUUCAAAUAUUUAUCUGCUGCAGCUGUUGCAGCCAGAUGUUGAGGAGGUUUUAGCAUUUUCAAAAAUGAAUUAUAAUUGAAAUGAAAUCUUAUUUUAAAAA